Molecule: messenger RNA, 1674 nt
Organism: Homarus americanus (American lobster)
Lineage: Eukaryota; Metazoa; Arthropoda; Malacostraca; Decapoda; Nephropidae
Product: vegetative cell wall protein gp1-like
Exons: 3
Source: RefSeq, a predicted model, not a curated record
AUGGCAGCCUCCAGGAAAGCCAUCGGCCAGGCCCACAGCCUCUGGGGCCGCCCUCCAGCCUCCCGGGGCAUCCCAGCCUCCAGGGCACAGCCCAGUCUCCGGGGCACCCAUCAGCCUCCCGGGGCACCAUCGAGCCUCCAGAGCACCAUCAGCCUCUCUGGGGCAUCACCCAGCCUCCAGGAACGCCGUCCAGCCUCCAGGGCGCCAUCCAGCCCGGGCCACCAGCCAGCCUCGGGGCACCACCCAGCCCAGAAGCACCAACCAGCCCCAGAGCACUGCCCAGCUCCCAGGACACCCCUCCAGCCUACCAAAACACCACCCAGCCCAAACACCAUCCAGCCCCCAGGAGCACCACCCACCCCAGGAGCACAAUCCAGCCCCAGGAGACAGCCCACCCACACACCAUCCAGCCCAAGAGCACCACCCAGCCCAAAACACCACCCAGCCAGAGCACCACCAGCCCAGGCACCCCAGCCUCCAGGAGCACAACCCAGCCCCAGGAGCACCAUCCAGCCUCCAGGGCACCAUCCAGCCACCAGCAACCAACCCAGCCUCCUGACCACCACCCAUCCUCCCAAGACAACACCCAGCCUCCAGGAGCACAGCCCACCUCCAGCAGCAUCCACCCAGCACCACAGCCUCCGGGGCACCAUCCAGCCUCCAUGCCUCCGGGGCAACCCCAGCCUCGGAGGCUCCAUCAACCUGGGGCACCAUCCAGCCUCCUUGCACCAUCCAGCCUCCGGAGGCAUCAACCAGCCUCCGGGGCACCAUCCAGCCCAGGAAACCACACAGCCUCAAGGUGCACCCUCGGCCUCCGGGGCACCUCCCAGCUUCCAGGAAACCAGGCAGCCUCCAGGAAACCACACAGCCUCCAAAGAAACCAUCCAGCCUCCAGGAGCACCACCCAGCCCGAGAGCACCCAGCCUCCGGAGCACACCAGCCACCGGCACCAUCCACUCCGGGGCACCAUCCAGCCUCCCUGGCCCAAGGAAUCCACCAAGCCCCAGAAACCAUCCAGCCUCCAGAAGCACCACCCACCUCAAGAGCACCAACCAUCCAAACCAUCCAGCCUCCGGGGCACCACAUCCACCUUGGCACCAUCCAGAAUCUCAGCAUCAUCCAGCCUGGACAACCACCCAAACACAGCCUCAAGGCACCUCGACUCCAGCACCCCCAGCCAGAGGCACCGGCACCCCCAGCCCCCUGACACCACCCAGCUCCCACACCACCCAACCCAGGAGCACCACCCAGCCCCAGAAAUCACACACCACAAGCACCCCUGCCUCCCGGCACCACCCAGCUCCAGGAAUCCAGGCAGCCUCCAGAAACCACCCAGCCCCAGGAGCACCACCAGCCUCCGGAGCACCAACCAGCCCCAGGAGCACCGCCCAGCCCUGGGGGCACCAUCCAGACCUUGGCACCAUCCAGCCCCCAACACCAGCCUCCGGGGCACCACCCAGCCUCCAGGAAACCACACAGCCUCAAAGGGGCACCCCUCGGCCUCCAGGGGGCACCCCCAACCCAGAAAACCAGGCAGACCUGCGGGCCCCUCCCAGCCUCAGGGGCACCACCCAGCUCCGGAGCACCACCCAGCCUCCAAGCACCCACCUCCGGGGCACCACCCAGCCUCCAGGGGCACCACCCAGCCUCCAGGGGCACCACGCAGCCUCCAGG